AUGUCAAGCAAGAGACAAAACUAAAAAGAGAAAUAAAGGAUUAUGCCAACAAUAUAAGAGCAUAAUGAUCUGGUAGCUGAAAUUCCUAAAAUGCCUACUGGUGAAGUUGGGGAGAAUCAGAAACAAUUUCACAAUGAUUUCUAGAGGGAGCCUAAUGAGUAUUAAAAUUAAGAAAAAGAACUCAACUACGAUUAAUUUGAACAAUUUGCAUAAAAUAUGAGCAACAAUACGAUCGAUAGCAAUUAUCCACAAAAAUUGAUAGAUUUUAUUCAUUAAUAAGAUUGUAAAAAGAUGUAAAAGUAGAGUGUUUAAUCGAAACAAACAAAUGAUUAUCAAUAAUUGCAGGAGAUCCCAAAUCCAAAUUAAUUAGAUAGGAGAAACCAGCAAAAGCAAUCUAAAGAGAUCAAACCGUAAAGUACAUUAAAUGAGGAGAUCAAGAUUUUUGAAGAAAGAAUUGUGAAAUACACAUCUGAAGUCAACCAAGAAAUAAAGUUGAGUCCUAGGCUUUCAGAAGAAUGGAAGAAGAAGUUUACGUUCAUGAAAAAAAAGAAAUGA
Paramecium tetraurelia is the source of this 555-nucleotide messenger RNA. RefSeq lists its product as uncharacterized. Lineage: Eukaryota; Ciliophora; Oligohymenophorea; Peniculida; Parameciidae. The record is from RefSeq and is a predicted model, not a curated record. The transcript is spliced from 4 exons.